Penicillium verrucosum is the source of this 240-nucleotide messenger RNA. RefSeq lists its product as uncharacterized. Lineage: Eukaryota; Fungi; Ascomycota; Eurotiomycetes; Eurotiales; Aspergillaceae. The annotation marks the transcript as partial. The record is from RefSeq and is a predicted model, not a curated record. The transcript has 2 exons.
UCAGGGAAUACUACCUCAGGUACCCGCAUUUGCCCUAAUCCGUCCAGCUCUGAUCGCUUCACCUUCCAACACGCCGAUCACCCCCAUAAUUCAAUCAUUCGAAUAACACCACUGCUUAUACGCGACCAGUCUGCUAUCAAUUAUCUUCUUGAGGAGCAUUACAUGCAUCUGCAAAUCUUCAACUCUCCUCUCGACUCCACCGAGUUCCGACAAGCGCGGUUCGUCCGCUCUUCAGAAUAA